This is a messenger RNA of Nylanderia fulva, 1979 nucleotides long. RefSeq names its product retinoid-inducible serine carboxypeptidase-like. Gene Ontology annotation, molecular function: serine-type carboxypeptidase activity. NCBI's taxonomy places the organism in Eukaryota, Metazoa, Arthropoda, Insecta, Hymenoptera, Formicidae. Gene Ontology annotation, biological process: proteolysis. The record is from RefSeq and is a predicted model, not a curated record.
AUAUUUGUUUUGUGUAGCAAUGUUAUUUCAAUGAUUAGUUUUCAAAAUAUCUCGCCGUGUCACCAUAAGAAGAUAGUAAAAGAUAUUUUAUAAAGCCCUUCUACGCAUAGCACUGUAAUUCGAACAAUUAGUUUCUGAAAGAUUUCGUAGCAGAAAGACGCGAGAAAGCAAUGAAGCGUUUUGUUUGCAUUUUCGCUAUAUUGUGCUUUGUUCCUGACAGUAUUGGGAGAAAAGGAUUCGGUCCUGGAGAACAAGAAUGGGGCUAUGUUGAAGUACGUCCCUUUGCAAAGAUGUUCUGGUGGCUUUACUUUACUACGGCAGACGUUAAAUCAUAUUACGACAAACCACUAAUUAUCUGGUUACAAGGUGGACCAGGUGCAUCUUCGACCGCGUAUGGAAAUUUCGAGGAACUAGGACCUCUUGAUGUGGAUUUAAAUCCAAGGAAUUACACUUGGGUCAAAAAUUACAAUGUGCUUUUCAUUGAUAAUCCCGUUGGCAGUGGCUUUAGUUAUGUUACUGGUACAGACGGAUUCGUGAAAACAAAUGCUCAGAUCGCGAGUGAUCUUGUAGAAUGUAUGCGAGGAUUUUACGAUAAAUUACCGAAAUUUAAGCCUGUCCCGACGUAUAUCACUACUGAAUCAUAUGGCGGCAAAAUGGGCGCGGAGUUUGCGCUUGUCUGGUAUCGAGCUCAAAAAGCUGGCAAUAUUGAAAGUAAUCUACUAGGCGUUGCACUUGGAGAUGCUUGGAUUUCUCCUAUCGAUUCUGUAAUGACAUGGGCGCCAUAUUUACUUAGCACGGGUAUGGUCGAUACACAAGGUUUUGAACUAAUUGAUGAUGCCGCAAAAAUGACAAAAGAUAAAGUUGAAACUGAUAAGUGGAGACUGGCAACUACGUAUUGGGCUCAUACUCAAAAUAUCGUUUUGCAAACAACUUAUAACGUUGAUUUCUACAAUAUUCUGGAAAGAAAACAAUAUUUGCGCCAUCAUUUCUCGCCACAAACCGUAUUGUCCCUUGAUGGAGAAGGUAUAUAUCGACAUUUUGUUCAACGUAAAACUCAAUCACUUGAUGAUUUAAUGAACGGUCCAGUAAGAAAAGCGCUCAAUCUUACAACCUAUCAUGGCAACCAAUCUGACAAAGUUUUCGACAAGUUAUCAGAAGAUUUCAUGAAGCCUGUUACUAAUAUAGUGGAACUAUUGCUUAAUGAGACCAACUUGAACGUAUUCGUAUACAAUGGGCAAUUGGACUUAAUUGUCGACACUCCGGGCACCCUCCUUUGGGUUGAAAAACUGAAAUGGAAAGACGCUGAUACUUGGAAUUAUAUCUCAAUCAGACAACCUCUCGUUAUUAAAGAUAAUAUCGUCGAGGGCUAUGUCAAAACUACACAAAACUUUGCAAUGUAUUGGAUCAACAGAGCCGGGCAUAUGGUUCCAAGAGACAAUCCAGUAGCAAUGGAGACAAUACUACAGGAUUUGACAAGCCUAAAUAAGAACUAAAGCAAAAUUUAGCUUUAAAUUAGUAAAUAUAGAAACUAAAUUUGCAUUAUUUAAAUAACGUCGUGCUUAAAUUACUGAAAUUAUUAAAUCCAUUUUCUUAUAUUACUCUCAUCUAUCAUCUUUAAUUUUUAAAGUGUCCGAAGUUAUUUAAAAGUAUUAUAUUAAAAGAUAUUAAGAUCCAAACUCUGAAAAAAGCUAUUGAUUUCAAAUAAAUAUCUAUCCCAAUAGUGCCAUUAACACCAUUUGUUUGAAACUAAUAAUAUUAAUUUGCCCUGAAAAAAUACUUACUUGAUAUAAAAACCCUUUUUAAAACCAGAUUUAUUUGCUUCAAACAAAUGGUUAAUCAUAUAUAAUUUAUAUAAAUAAGUUAUUAUAUAUUACAUUAAGAAAAUUGUUGAUAAAAAUAAAUAAGUCAUAUUCGAUAUAGCAUGUAUAUCAAACUGAUUAAAAAAAUUAUUUAAUCUAAAUAAAGGAUCUUAAAUUAUA